AUGAAGACCUCUCUUUGCAACUACAGUGAAUUCAAAAUCUACCCAGCUCGUGGUAUGAAAUUCGUUAGAGGUGACUCUAAAGUUUUCCACUUUAUCAACACUAAAGUUGAAUCUCUCUUCUUCAGAAAGAUCAACCCAAGAGAUAUUAGAUGGUCAAUGGUUUACCGUAGAAUCUACAAAAACACCACCACUGAUGUUUCAGCCAAAAAGAAGGCCAGAAAGACCAAGAAAGUCGAAAGAAACAUCGUCGGUGCUUCAUUAGAAGUCAUCCAACAAAAACGUGCCCAAAAACCAGAAGUCAAACAAGCUGCUGCCGAACAAGCCAAAAGAGAAAUCAAAGAAAAGAAGAAAGCUGCUGCCAAAAAAGCUGCCCCAAAAAAAUAA
Molecule: messenger RNA, 384 nt
Organism: Dictyostelium discoideum AX4
Lineage: Eukaryota; Evosea; Eumycetozoa; Dictyosteliales; Dictyosteliaceae
Gene: rpl24
Product: S60 ribosomal protein L24
Exons: 3
Coding region: 1-384 (127 amino acids)
Molecular function (GO): structural constituent of ribosome
Source: RefSeq, a predicted model, not a curated record